AUGUCAACCUCUACAUCUCCUAAACCCAAAAUCCUUCUUCUCGGUGAAAUAAUCCAUGCUCAAAAGGAAUGGCAGGGUCUCAGUGAUAUUGCCGAGCUCGUGACUGCCGAGUCCAAGAACCGUGAAGAAUUCAUCCACGAUCUCUCUACAAAAUACUCCGACGUUACUGCCAUCUAUCGCACACUUUUCUCGGUUGGAAUCACUGGCCGCUUUGACGAAGAUCUUGUACGACAUUUCCCCAAGUCCCUUAAGUUUGUCGGUCACUUUGGAGCCGGCUAUGACCAAAUUGAUGUCCACGCACUCUCCGCCCAAGGUAUCCAAAUCUCAAACACCCCUAACGCAGUCGUCCCUGGAACUGCAGACACAAAUAUCUUCUUGGUCAUUGGAGCCCUCCGUAACUUUUCGUACGGCCAGUACCAACUGCGCCAAAACAAAUGGUUAUCCUCAGUCGAGCUUGGCCAUGACCCUCAGGGCAAAGUGCUCGGUAUUCUCGGCAUGGGUGGCAUUGGCCAAGCUGUACGCGACCGUGCCGUGCCACUCGGGUUUGACAAGAUUAUUUACUACAACCGCCGCAGAUUGCCUGCGGAUCUCGAAAAAGAUAGCGAGUACAAGCCCACCAUUGACGAGUUGUUGGCUGAGGCAGAUGUUAUUUCCAUCAACGUCCCUCUUAACAAGGAAACAAAACAUCUCAUUAACAAGGAAACCAUUUCCAAAAUGAAGGACGGCGUUGUGAUUGUGAACACAGCUCGCGGACCCGUCAUCAAUGAGCAGGAUUUGGUUGACGGCCUCGAGUCAGGGAAAAUUGGUGCUGUGGGGCUCGACGUAUUUGAACACGAACCUGUGAUUAACCCAGGGCUACUCAACAACCCUAGAACAUUGUUGCUCCCACAUAUGGGCACACACUCUUAUGAGAGCCGAUUUGAUAUGGAAAACCUGGUGAUUGAGAACCUCCGAUCGGGGCUUACAACGGGGAAACUGAUUACUUUGGUUCCUGAGCAACAGGGUGCUUUUUAA
This is a messenger RNA of Magnusiomyces paraingens, 1014 nucleotides long. RefSeq lists its product as uncharacterized. Lineage: Eukaryota; Fungi; Ascomycota; Dipodascomycetes; Dipodascales; Dipodascaceae. Gene Ontology annotation, cellular component: cytosol. The transcript has a single exon. The coding region runs from base 1 to 1014 and encodes 337 amino acids. The record is from RefSeq and is a predicted model, not a curated record. Gene Ontology annotation, molecular function: NAD binding; hydroxypyruvate reductase [NAD(P)H] activity; glyoxylate reductase (NADPH) activity.